CAGUCAUUCAUGGAUUUUGUUGGUGUGUGGGUGUACGUAGUGUAAUCUGUUCGUGUAAUUAUUUUAUUUUGUAAAUAUUUACUAAAACAAACUGUGUUCAAGAAGAAAGUGAGUUGCCCUUAUCAAUGAUGUUUUGGUUAUAUUAUUUUAGCUAAGUUUUAGAACAACAGAAAAGUUCAUUACAGCUGUGAAACUUUUCGCGCACUGCGGAUAUUAAUCUGGUCACAGCAAUAAUUAGAUUUAAAAAAUGGAAGAUUGUGAAGAAACUGAUGCAAUGCAGGUCAAACGCAUUAUCACCAAGAAGAAACUGGCCAACAUUAUAACAACAGAAGAUGGGACAAUACAUUACUGCUGUAUCGAGUGCCCAGUCCGGUACCUUGAUAAGGCAGAGUUGGAGCUGCAUCUAUGUAUGCACACUAAGGAAUAUAGAUAUCUAUGUGGCAUUUGUGGGAAAGGGUUAAAACGGAAAGAGCACUUGGACCGUCACACCAUGGAGCACAAAGAGACCAGACCCCACGUCUGCCACGAGUGCGGCAAGGGGUUCAAACGUAAAGAGCAUCUAAACAUACACAUGGCUGUGCAUAAAGGGGAAAAGACACAUUCCUGUGGAAUUUGUCACAGAACAUUUAGCCGCAAAGACCACGUCCAAAAACACCUGCAGACUCAUAGCAAAGAGUUAUCUGGCUUGGACGUUGUUGAGCUGGACAUCAAAAGUGAGGUUGCGGAUGUUGACGCCGGUGGAGACAGCAACGAAAUGGAUUACGAGCAAUCACAGGAGUUCGACCCCAUGGAAUAUGCCAAUCAGAUGCACAGGACCGAAGAGGUCCGCUACCCGUGCUACUACUGCGAGAAGACUUACAAGAUCAAGAGCCAUUUGCAAGCUCAUCUGCAGACGCACGUCAACGAGGAGACGCAUGAAGUGCCAGUGGAGAUACAACAAGAUGACACAGCGGAUGACUCGCAAUGGAUAUCCUUUGAUGGGACAGAAGAACCACAAGAGCUCCAACAGUCCAUACAAGACAUGGGCCUAUUGAUCCCUAGGGCCCCGCUGAAGCCCCCGAAGGAGGUGCGCCCGCACGAAUGUGACGUUUGCCACAAGCGCUUCAAAAGGAGACAGCAUCUUAAAGUCCACAUGAAUGUUCACCUCAAAAUGAUGCAGCCCACUAUAUGGUGCUCCCUGUGUAAUGAAGGUUUCUACUCCAACCCCCAGUUUGAGAAGCACAAAUGCUCAGCCAACCCGAGCGCUGAAGAAGAAGAUGAAAUGAUCCCUAUCAAGCCUGCGUCGCCGGAGAGAAACGAGAACAAGAUACCCGCGUCUGGAAUUAAGAUAAUAAACGCGAUGGACGACCCGGGGUUGAUGCGCGAGCGAGAGAGCAACAUCCCGGUCCCGCAGAAGGUGUACGUGUGCAAGUUCUGCUCGAAGCCAUUUCGGAGAAAAGACCACUACAAGAUACAUCUACACAUACACACUGGAGUCAAGUCGUUUUUUUGUACAUUCUGUGGGAAAGGUUUCUACCGCAAAGACCACCUGCAGAAGCACUCGCAGGUGCACCAGAAGGAGAAGGAGAAAGCGAAGCCGACAAAGAAGAAGCUGCCGGACCUGUACCCCAUCAACAUGGCGCCCAAACUAAAGGCCUUAGUGAAGCCCAACCCUCUGACCAAGAUCCCGCAGCCACGGAGUCCUGACAUCCAGCCAGAGAUCACUAUCCAUGCGCCAUCUAACUCGUCGCUGCGAGUGCCCCUGCAGAUAAAGGUCCCGUACCAAAUGGUGAUGUCUCUCCACAACGGUGAGCAGAGGGCGCUCACAGUGCACCCACGCACCGACACUGAUUAAUUUUAAAUACAUUACCUGCUACAUAUGAAUAUAUUAGCGGCUCGUCCGAGUCGAACCAUAAUAAAUUAUACUUUUAAACCUUUCUUAAGAAUCACAUUAAUUAAAAAACCCGCAUCAAAAUCUUGUUGCGUAGUUUUAAAGAUCUAAGCAUAUGUAGGGACAGUCAGCGGGAAGCGACUUUGUUUUAUACUAUGUAUUUAUAUUGAUGCAUACUAAUGUCAUAAAUACGAAAGUCUGUCUGUUCCGCUUUCACGGAUGAACCGCUGGACCGAUUUUCAUUAAAUUUGGUGUGAAUGUAAACCCCUGUUGAAACAUAGGCUACUUUUUCACAAAUCAACCCCCAAAAGACUAUAAUGGGGGUGAAAUAUUGUAUGAAAAUCACGUUGAAAAGCCAACAGAAUCGUCUGUGGCCACAGAUUGAAUAAUCAACUCCAAAAAAUAUUUAUUACUUUAUAAGACAAUGAUACCCUCUACUAUGUUAUUACAUACGUGAGAAAACUGUCAUAUGCCUGAGGAGUUAGUGUGUGUUUGCAUUUCACUUUUCACUAUCGAAUCUAUUCGAAGUGAUACGCAGCGAACCAAUCACAUUGCGCCAUUGUGACGCAACGACAACCACACCGCAAUGUGAUCCGCAGUCUCGCUUCGAAUUGAUUCGAUAGUGAGAAGUGAAACGCAAACCCGCACUUUGCCCACUGAUGUUGAUAAUUACAUCGCACGAAUAUUCAAUACCUACGUAUAUUAAAAAAUACAUACAGCUCAAUGAAAAUCGUGUGUUUUAGCGCGAUAUUCAUAGCACAUAACUGGGUCCAAAUAUAAAUAAAGAUCUCAAAAUAUCGAUACAUGAGUGAGUUGUACAUAUCUUGUAAUAAUAAGUUAUGACGAAUUGAAAUUUUCUCUCUAUUGUUGUUAAGGCUACUUUUUGACACUGUUUGUGCCAUUUAUCAAAUAAGAUUUUUAAUAUGAUGUUCCUCGAUUUUCGUCUCGCACAGAAAUCAUGUGAUCUUAAUUUAGAAAGUAUAAAUAAAAUUAUUUUACUACAGUAA
This is a messenger RNA of Plodia interpunctella (Indianmeal moth), 2877 nucleotides long. RefSeq names its product zinc finger protein 845-like. Gene Ontology annotation, biological process: regulation of transcription by RNA polymerase II. NCBI's taxonomy places the organism in Eukaryota, Metazoa, Arthropoda, Insecta, Lepidoptera, Pyralidae. Gene Ontology annotation, molecular function: RNA polymerase II cis-regulatory region sequence-specific DNA binding; DNA-binding transcription activator activity, RNA polymerase II-specific. The transcript is spliced from 12 exons. Bases 248 to 1834 code for a protein of 528 amino acids. Gene Ontology annotation, cellular component: nucleus. The record is from RefSeq and is a predicted model, not a curated record.